This is a messenger RNA of Phyllostomus hastatus (greater spear-nosed bat), 2769 nucleotides long. RefSeq names its product forkhead box D2 (gene FOXD2). Lineage: Eukaryota; Metazoa; Chordata; Mammalia; Chiroptera; Phyllostomidae. Gene Ontology annotation, molecular function: DNA-binding transcription factor activity, RNA polymerase II-specific; RNA polymerase II cis-regulatory region sequence-specific DNA binding. The record is from RefSeq and is a predicted model, not a curated record. Gene Ontology annotation, biological process: regulation of transcription by RNA polymerase II; cell differentiation; anatomical structure morphogenesis. The coding region runs from base 224 to 1726 and encodes 500 amino acids. The transcript has a single exon.
GGGCAGCGGAGAGAGCAGCCAGUUGGGUGCUCGCCCAGAGGUGAGAGCGGCCGAGUUACGCCACGAGGGGGCGCUGCAGAGCUGGGGGAACCCCUCCCGACCCGCCUCAGUCCCCCGCCCCUUCCCCGCCCGCGCGCAAAACACAUUCGCCCUAGAGGCAGCGCGGCGGAGCCCGAGCCGCGGCCGGAGCGGAGCCGAGAACGGCGGUGGCGGCGGCGGCACCAUGACCCUGGGCAGCUGCUGCUGCGAGAUCAUGUCCUCCGAGAGCUCCCCGGCCGCUCUGUCCGAGACGGACGCAGACAUAGACGUGGUGGGCGGCGGCGGGGGCAGCAGCGGUGGGGGAGAACUACUGGCCCGCCCAGGGCCCCGGGUCCCGCGGGACGUGCUCCCGCACGGCCCGGAGCCUCCCUCGGAGGAAGCCGAGGCGGACGCAGCUGAGGAAGAGGAGUCGGGCGGCUGUUCUGACGGCGAGCCCCGCGCUCUAGCACCGCGGGGGGCGGCGGCCGCAGCGGGAAGCCCUGGGUCAGGCGCAGCGGCGGCCCGGAGCGCGGCGGGGCCGGGACCCGGACCGCCGUCGGGGGGCGCGGCAACGCGGAGCCCGCUGGUGAAGCCACCCUACUCGUACAUCGCGCUCAUCACCAUGGCCAUCCUGCAGAGCCCCAAGAAGCGCCUGACGCUGAGCGAGAUCUGCGAGUUCAUCAGCGGUCGCUUCCCCUACUACCGGGAGAAGUUCCCCGCCUGGCAGAACAGCAUCCGCCACAACCUCUCCCUUAACGACUGUUUCGUCAAGAUCCCCCGAGAACCUGGCAACCCGGGCAAGGGAAACUACUGGACGCUGGACCCGGAGUCUGCCGACAUGUUCGACAACGGCAGCUUCCUGCGGCGCCGCAAGCGCUUCAAGCGGCAGCCUCUACCGCCGCCGCAUCCACACACACACCCUCACCCAGAGCUACUGUUGCGUGGGGGCGCUGCGGCGGCUGGGGACCCGGGCGCCUUCCUGCCAGGCUUCGCCGCUUACGGCGCCUACGGCUACAGCUACGGGUUGGCGCUCCCUGCCUACGGCGCCCCCCCUCCAGGCCCGACCCCGCAUCCGCACCCACACCCACACGCCUUCGCUUUCGCUGCCGCGGCCGCUGCUGCGCCUUGCCAGUUGUCCGUCCCCACAGGUCGUGCCGCUGCGCCUCCACCAGGACCUCCGACGGCCUCUGUGUUCGCGGGCGCAGCCUCGGCUCCGGCCCCUGCGCCUGCCCCUGGCACAGGGUCUGGCCCGGGCUCGGGCCCCGCAGGCCUGCCCGCCUUCCUGGGCGCAGAGCUGGGCUGCGCCAAAGCUUUCUACCCCGCGUCACUGAGCCCUCCCGCAGCUGGCACAGCGGCCGGUCUGUCCACCGCACUCCUGCGCCAGGGCCUCAAGACAGACACGGGCAGUGGUGCAGGCGCUGGGGGUGCCGGGGCCGGGCAGAGGCCUUCAUUCUCUAUAGACCACAUCAUGGGCCACGGUGGCGGCGGGGCAGCACCCCCGGGCGGAGGCGAGGGCUCGCCGGCAUCACCGUUCGCGGCAGCGGCGGCCGGUCCUGGGGGUCAAGCCCAAGUCUUGGCCAUGCUGACUGCCCCGGCUCUGGCUCCAGUGGCCAGCCACAUCCGCCUCUCGCACCCCGGGGACUCCCUCCUGUCCUCAGGGCCCCCGUUUGCCGGCAAAGUUGCUGGUCUCAGUGGCUGCCACUUCUGACCGCGUCAGGCUCAGGGCCAUUUAGGCCCGUACUCCUCAGCCUCUCCCGAGAGCUCCUGCGGCCCCAGCGGAACUCAGGGAGUCUGUAUUUAUGAAGAGUCUCCAGACCUUGGGCCUGCGCGUGACUUGGCUCCACGCUCAGAAUCUCGGCGAUUGUUGGGACGAAGCGGGCUCCAUCGCUCAGGGAGAGGCCCGGGUCUGCGCAACGAGGUCGCAAGCUAUGAUCCCAUUCCAGUUUGAGCAGUAAGAGGGGAGGGGGAAGUCUUCGCAUUUUCCUAGCCUCUGCGCUUCUGGCAGCCCGGGAAGAAUGCUUUCCCCGAUGCCCUCCCAGGCUCUCCGGAUCCUGCCUGAAACACCGACUGCGCAGAGAGGUCUUUAUCUCUCCUCCACUUCUUCCCCGACUUUGAAGCCCUGCCUACCCAAUAUUAUAAUUUAAAGACACCUAUUACCUGCUUCGUGCUUAAAAGAAAAAUUCAACUUUUUCCCCUUUGCCUUUCUUCAAGGAAGUUCGUUCUCUCUGAAGCCUAAAGCUGUGUCUACACAGGUGAAGCUGAACCGAGAGGUGAAAUGAGGGGCUUCCGCAAUCCCUGCGGAAACCCUGGAUUCCACUCCGCUGGAAAACAUCCUUCCUCUUUUGUGUUGGGGUGCUUUUGAAGGAACUUUUCCUCUUUCUCGUGGCCGGCUGGGUCCAGCCAACCAGGGCCAGCAGCCCUGUCAGCGUUCUGCUCUGCCCCAGGCCCUGGGAUAUUUAUUGUAGCUAAGGCAAUGAGUUUGGGGUGGGAGAGGAGGGUCUGGGUCAGGGACUGGAGUAGGUGGGGGUGGGGUGGGCCAGGGCACAUCCUGUGGCAGGGGGUCCUGUAAUUAUGUGUAAAUAUCUGUACAGCGGGCUGCUAUCUGCAUUCUCUGUCCACUGGGUGUGCAUUGAUUUAGAAUUCUCCACUGUGGGGAGAUUCUGUAAAAUCAUCUGAUGGUUUGUGUGGAAGAAAAGAAAAAUCUGUCUUCCCCCAGUCCCCAUUGGUGUCAAUUGAAUAAAUGUAUGUGAA